CAGUCUUUUGUAUUGAAUUUUGAUUCUUUUGUUCCGGGAUGUCUGACGCCAAGUACUUCUCCACGACAAAGAAGGGCGAGCUCGUCGAACUCCAGGCUGAGCUGCACAGCGACAAGCGCGAUCGCAGGAAGGAUGCCGUCAAGAAGGUCAUUGCCAGCAUGACUGUCGGCAAGGACGUCUCGUCCCUCUUCCCCGACGUGCUCAACUGCAUGCAGACAGACAACCUCGAGCUCAAGAAGCUGGUCUAUCUCUACGUCAUGAACUAUGCCAAGAGCCAGCCCGACGUUGCCAUCAUGGCCGUCAACACUUUUGUCAACGACUGCCGCAACGACAACCCCCUCAUUCGCGCUCUUGCCAUCCGCACCAUGGGCUGCAUUCGCGUGCGCGACAUCACCGAGUACGUGCUCGAGCCGUUGCGCCGAUGCCUGAAGGACCAGGACCCCUACGUCCGCAAGACUGCGGCUGUUUGCGUGGCCAAGCUGUACGACAUUGAUCCCGAGCAGACCGAGUCUUCGGGCUUCAUUGACGAUCUGCGCGAUCUGCUGGCCGACCCCAACCCGAUGGUCGUUGCGAACGCAGUUGCCUCGCUCAGCGAGAUCAACGAGACGUCGGGUGGCAAGUUCUUCCAGCUGAAUGCUGGCACCCUGAACAAGCUGCUCACCGCCUUGAACGAGUGCACCGAGUGGGGCCAGAUUUUCAUUCUCGACUCGCUCGCCGUCUACGACCCGCGCGACGGUCGCGAAGCACAGAGCAUUUGCGAGCGUGUCACCCCACGUCUCUCGCACGCCAACGGUGCCGUUGUGCUGUCUGCCGUCAAGGUGCUGAUGAAGUACAUGGAGCAGAUUGAGGAUCCCGCGUUCGUCUCCACGCUGUGCCGCAAGCUUGCGCCGCCGCUCAUUUCGCUCCUGUCGACCGAGGCGGAGAUCAAGUAUGUUGCCCUCCGUAACAUCAACCUCGUCGUCCAGAAGCGCCCCGACAUUCUCAAGAACGAAAUGAAGGUCUUCUUUGUCCAGUACAACGACCCCAUCUAUGUCAAGAUGGAAAAGCUCGACAUUAUGAUUCGCCUGGCCGCAGAGCACAACGUUGCCCAAGUCCUGGCCGAACUCAAAGAGUACGCCACCGAAGUCGACGUUGAUUUUGUUCGCAAGUCCGUCCGCGCCAUUGGCCGCUGCGCCAUCAAGAUUGAGCCGGCUGCCGAGCAAUGCAUCCAGGCGCUGCUCGAUCUCAUCCAGACCAAGGUCAACUACGUUGUCCAGGAGGCCAUUGUCGUCAUCAAGGACAUCUUCCGCAAGUACCCCAACCGCUACGAGAGCAUUAUCGCCAACCUGUGCGAAAAUCUCGAGACGCUCGACGAGCCCGAGGCGAAGGCGUCCAUGAUUUGGAUUGUUGGCGAGUACGCGGAGCGCAUUGACAAUGCUGCCUCGCUUCUCGGCGCCUUCCUCGACUCCUUCCCCGAGGAGAAUGCCCAAGUCCAGCUGCAGCUGCUGUCUGCCAUCGUCAAGCUCUUCCUCAAGGCCCCGAACGGCGCCCAAGAGAUGGUUCAGAAGGUUCUUCAGAUGGCCACCCAGGACUCUGACAACCCAGAUCUCCGCGAUCGCGGCUACAUUUACUGGCGUCUGCUUUCGUCCGACCCUGCCGCCGCCAAGACGGUCGUCCUCGGCGAAAAGCCCCUCAUUUCCGACGAGACGGACAUGCUCGAGCCGGGCCUCCUCAACGAGCUCAUUUGCCACAUUGGCUCGCUCGCCUCCGUCUACCACAAGCCCCCAAGCACCUUUGUGGAGGGCAAGACCCCUGGCGCGCGUCGCACUCUUCCUUCCAAGGCCAACGGCGGCGACGACGAUGCUGCCUUUGACUCGAACGAGAACGAGGGCGCCCUUGGCGGCGGUCGCACCGACUCGAAUGCCCCGACCCCUGCGCCGCAGGCUGGCGGCGCCAUGGGCGGCGAGUCUCUGCUUGAUCUUGAUCUCACCCCGCAGUCCGGUGCUUAUGGCGGCGGCUACGGCGAUUACGGUGCUGGCUCUGGCUAUGGCGGUGGUUACGGCAGCGGCGGCUUUGGCGGCGCCGUUGCUCCUGCUCCUGCUUUUGGCGCCGGCAUUGCCCCCGCAUCGCUUUCCCUCGGUGGCGGUGCUGGUGGUGCCGGCAGCGGCGCUGUCGAUCUUCUCGGCGGCGGUGGUCUGGACGCCGUCUUUGGUGGCAACCCUGCUGCUGCUGCUGCUGCACCUGCUGCCUCGUUUGGCCGAGGCUUGUACUCUGCUCCCAAGGCGACCAUGCUGGCUGCCGCUCAGGGCAAGGGCCUCGAGGUUUCCGGCACGUUUGCUCGCCGCGGUGGUGAAAUCUUCCUGGACAUGACACUGAGCAACCGCGCCAUGCAGCCCAUGAGCAACUUUGCCAUCCAAUUCAACAAGAACAGCUUUGGUCUUCAGCCUGCCCAACCCCUCAAUCUCCCUGCCCCAAUUCCGCCAAACCAAUCGACGCAGGUUUCGUUGCCGCUGACCACGGGCGGUGUCGUCCAACGCACCGACCCCCUGAACGCUGUGCAAAUCGCAGUCAAGAACAACGUCGACGUCUUUGUUUUCACGGCACACGUGCUGCUUAACAGCUACUUUGGCGAGGACGGCGAGAUGGAACGAUCGGCCUAUUUGUCGGCAUGGAAGGAAAUCCCCGACACAAACGAGCGCAAGUUCACCGUCACACAGCUGUCGUCCAACAACCCCGACACCAUCCAGGCCAAGCUUGGUCAAAACAACAUUUCCACGAUUGCCAAGCGCACAGUCGAAGGCCAAGAUUUGCUCUAUCUCUCUGCCAAGCUAACCAACGGACUGUGGGUCUUGUUUGAGCUUUGCCUUCGCCCGCAGGCCAACUCUGUCGAUAUCUCUGUUCGUACUCGCUCUGUCGAGUUGGUACCUUUGGUCGAGGCCGCUCUUUCUGGCAUUCUUCGCUCGUAAAUGGAGUGGGCUGCAAUUUUUUUUUCUUGUUUGUUUGUUUGUGUGUUUGUUUGUUUGUGUUUGGUGCGUGCAUGUUUUUUUUUCUUUGCUGCUCCUUUGUCUUUCUGGUCGAGUGCGAAACUCUCCUUGGACGUUUUGGUCGUGCAAUCGAGUCCUUUUUGUGUUUGUAAUGUGUUGCUGUUGAGGAUGUUGGUGCGCGUACCGUUUUAAAUGUGAUUUUGAAUUGUGAUAUCAUGUUUUUUUUUCGA
Capsaspora owczarzaki ATCC 30864 is the source of this 3193-nucleotide messenger RNA. Its product is annotated as adaptor-like protein complex 1 beta 1 subunit. Gene Ontology annotation, cellular component: clathrin adaptor complex; membrane coat. Gene Ontology annotation, molecular function: clathrin binding. The transcript is spliced from 4 exons. NCBI's taxonomy places the organism in Eukaryota, Filasterea, Ministeriida, Capsasporidae. Bases 39 to 2945 code for a protein of 968 amino acids. Gene Ontology annotation, biological process: vesicle-mediated transport; intracellular protein transport. The record is from RefSeq and is a predicted model, not a curated record.